Molecule: messenger RNA, 2209 nt
Organism: Falco peregrinus (peregrine falcon)
Lineage: Eukaryota; Metazoa; Chordata; Aves; Falconiformes; Falconidae
Gene: REG4
Product: regenerating family member 4
Exons: 6
Coding region: 1649-2128 (159 amino acids)
Source: RefSeq, a predicted model, not a curated record
UCCUGUGGGGAAUAUUUUCAUGGUUUUUCAUAAAACAAGGGUAGGGUCCUGUCUUCUGGGGGGUUGCUGUGUGUGAGGGGUGUCCCCAUUUGUUGGAGCUGGCUGGUCUCAGUAAGGUGGUUUCUUUCCCGAGAUAGGGUAGCAGGCAGCAGCUGUGUUUGGAUACAAGGUGGCUUUACCGGUUUGAUCCCUGAGAGCGCCUGGCAAGCUGGCACCUGAGGUCUUGGGAAGCAGCAGCAGCUCUAUCCCAGCUGCGUGGGUGAAGAGAUGGGUCUGAUCCUCCUCCCUGCCCGGGGCGAGAGCCAGACCUGCCUCUGCAUGCUGCCAUGGAGCUGCGCCCUGUGGGUGUAGCAGCUCUGGCUGGCUGCGUGUUUCGGCAAAGGAGCGGCGGGACAUCCCUGGGGGACGCAGCUGGAGCCUGGCAGCCAGAACACCUUCAGCCGGCUCCCAGCCCCCUGUGCUGGGGGUAACGGGGCUCAGCUCCAGGGCUGGAGCCCUGGGUGGCUCCCAGUGGCCUCCCCCAGGGGUCUCCGGGAGGGCUGGGGGAAGGAGCACCGGGCAGCAGGUGCGGCUGGCAGCAGCAGGGUGCUGGGCAGGAGCUGGCAGCUCUGCAGGAGGCCACGGGACUGGGACCGGCAGCGGGAAGAGCUUUCAAAGCUGCUUUGGUGUGCUAGGAGCCAGGGAAGUCCUGCUGCAGAGCAGCGUGCUCAAAGCAGUGAGGUGGAUGCGCUUCAGCUCCCCGGCACCGGUGCAAGCGGGCACCCCGGUGAGCACGAGGGCCAGGGAAGGCUGUGCCCGACCUCGCCAAAGGGCUCCGGCUGCUGGGGCCGGGGGCUGCCCCCUCUGCGGCUCCGUGCCAGCACCAGCCUCCCCCGGUACCCCCCAUGGGGCCGGGGCAGUGGGGGGCUGCUGCUGCACCACCUGCUCCAUCCCUCCUGGAGGGACACAGUGACGAAGCCCUGCGUCACUGCCAGGUGCAGGGGCCCGGGCACCCCCGCUGCUAUCUGAUGGCACCCGCCAGCCCCUGGCCGCAGGCUGUUCCCACAUCCCUGUGUCCUGCAUCCUGCUGACAAACAUCCCCCGGCAGUUCAAACAAGGGUGGUGUGUGGGUGACGCACGGCGGAGCUGCCGGGGUGUGGGGCCCGGCUGGCUGCUGUCCCUCGGCCGGGGACGCGGGCAAGACCAGCGAGUGGUACCCACAGCCCGGCCGCUCACGGCAGGGAUGCUCCAGCCGGGAUCAGGGCAGUCUUCCCCUGGGGCUCACCCCUGCCAGCCCCCCGGAGCAGUCGGGGCUGAGCCAGUGGGCAUUCCUGCCCGGUGCCAGGCUGCUCUCUGCUGCAAGAUUAUCUCUGUGUCUUCGUUGGCAAUUAAUGGUAAUUGCAGGGGGUUUAUUGACCAACUAGGAGAGGUUCUUCCUGUCUUUUCUGGAGGAACGUGGAAUGCAAACAAAAUAGAGAUCUGGGCAGCUUUCCAGCCAAGUGGAGGGAUUCCACUAGGAUUUUUAUGGUGGGAAUCACCUGAGCUUGGGCAAACAGUGAUGCUGGUGAGCACUGGGCUAUAAAGGGCAGCUCCUCUCCUGGUGAUCCAGGAGAAGUCGUUAUUCCUCACCGUCUCCGGACAGCAGGGGGCACUUCCAGGAGCAAGGAGGAUGGUGGCAGUGGCCAGAUUCACCCUCGUGCUGCUGGGCUGCGUGGGGCUCCUGUGGCCAGCCGGCGCCCGGUACAUAGACUACUGCCCCAAGGGCUGGUAUUACUACAAGCUCAACUGCUUCAAGUAUUUCAGUCAGCUCCGGAGCUGGGACGAGGCUGAGCGGCAGUGCCAGGCCAGCCACGCCAGCGCCCACCUGGCCUGGGUGGAGGAGCCCAAGGAGGCAGCCACCCUGCAGAGGGUCAUCUCCUACUACCAGCGCGUGCAGCCCGUCUGGCUCGGCCUCCACUACGGGCAGGAGAGCCAGGCCUGGCAGUGGGUGAGUGGGGACAAGUACAGCGUCACCAGUGGGCUGGCUCGGAGCGGUGCCCACAGUGGCACCUGCGGCAUCCUGACCCAUCUCAGCGGCUUCACCCUUUGGUCCAGCGCCGACUGCUCCCAGCGCCACCACUACGUCUGCAAGUUCAGCCCGGUGCACUGAGCACGGCCCUGGGGCCUGGGGGGGACCCCACGCCAGCGAUGCUCCCCUCCUGCCACCUCUGCUCUUCUCCCCCCACUUCCU